CCAGGUGCAAAGCUUUAGCAUGGUUUAGGCAUGGGCACGUUGAUAAAUCCAUUGUUCAUCUGUCACACCGACUGCCUCUGCAUAUAGUUGUGUCUCCGGCCUCGUGUUAUUACUCUAACUAGCCAAUCGUUAGGCCGGUGGUGUUGUGGUCAGUUCCAUUGUUGGCAAACUUGUCUGCAAAGCUAUAACGUCCAUUGAAAGGAGCCAGGACGGUGAUCAUUCAUUGACGUAGAGGAUCCAAGAUGGUGAAAAUAUUCAUUGGAAACUUGUCGUCCGACACAACAUCAGAUGAACUCCGCUCUCUGUUCUCCCAGUAUGGCAAGAUUUCAGAAUGUUCUAUUGUGAAGAACUUUGGCUUUGUGCACAUGGAUGACAAAGCAGAGGCAGAAGAAGCUAUACGCAACCUUCACCAGUACGAGCUUAAUGGUCAGCCAUUAAACGUAGAAUUGAGCCGAGGGAAGGCAAGAGGAUCUACCAAGCUCCAUGUUGGCAACAUUGCAUGCACCAAUCAGGAGCUGAGGGCCAAGUUUGAAGAGUAUGGCGCUGUACUGGAGUGUGACAUUGUUAAAAAUUAUGCUUUUGUUCAUAUGGAGCGAGUGGAAGAUGCCAUGGAGGCUAUUAAUAAGUUGGACAACACAGCUUUUAAAGGAAAACUGAUGAGCGUGAAGCUUUCAACUAGCCGCCUGCGUACUGCGCCGGGAAUGGGAGACAGAUCGGGUUGUUAUCGUUGCGGGCAGGAAGGCCACUGGUCCAAAGAAUGCCCUCUAGACCAAAAUGGCUACCAGAGAAAUGGCUCAGAGCCAAACUCUGAUGGAUACGAUUCCACGAGAUUUGGCGGGCGUGGUCGCAGCAGGGGUUAUCCGGACUUCAGUGCCGCUCCAGAUUAUGAUGGCAGCUACGGUCCUGGUUUUUCCCGGGUUUCUGCUCAAAGCAACAGCAUGGCGGGUUACAGAGGAGGUACAGGCUAUGAGAGCGGAGUGAGAUAUGGGCCACCUCCAGGUUAUGGCAUAAGCGCUGUCGCUGAUCAUACCGUGGCUCGGAUGUACGGCAGUGAGUCCGCAUACAGGAGCAGCGGCUCAGUCUAUGGCGCGGUACCAGCCUAUUCGGUGCGACGGUCGCCCUACGACGAAAGGGAUCCGUACGGGGUCGUGGACUACUACGAGAAGUACAGGGCCAGUUCUUAUGGAGGCAGUUAUUAUGACGACCGCCGUGGUGUCCCCGUGCCUGGUCCAUCAGCAGCAUCCUCUACAGCUGUGAGGGAACGUGUUCCCCCCUCUAGCAUUGAUCCAUACGUGUGUCCUCCCCUCCCUCCUCCACCAGCCCCAGUUUCUUCAUACUACGCACGUGAUCGGAGUCCGAUACGGAGAGUCGCUGGCGACGCGGGUGGAUACGCAUUUGAGCGGUCGCGGCUUUCCCCGGUGCCCGUGGCCCCCAGAAGUGGUACCUACGAGCAUUUGCGGGAUCCUGUUGCUGAACGGGCACGAUUUGCUUACUAAAACUUUUGUGUAAUUUAGCUGAGUGGGAGCUGAUAACGAUCAAGCAAGCAGAAUAGCCUAAGUGCCACUGGAAUAACAGAGUUUCACCUGAUGGUUUCUGAGUCAGAAUGCUUUUUUCUGUGUAUUACACAUGUGUGGGUUGGCAAACUUGACAUUGGGCACAAGGAAUUAGCCAAUAGGUAGAUCUCUAUUCAGUGAAGUGUAUGGAAUAUUAUGCUGUGUUCCCAUUCCAAGUUAUCUUGCGGUGCAGUAAAAUAACGUAAUUUCAUUUUUGUACUGUUCUGUUGUAAUUGUGCACUUCUAAAAUGAGCCAGUAUGUAAAAGCAGGGUUUAGGUUUCAUUUAUGUAAGAGCAGACGUUUUGUCCUUUUUACAAGUUUACCGCAUAUUAAUAUACGCCUCAACCAAACUAGUGCAUGGUGAAUGUUUAAAGGUCAAACAUUUUUACAACUGUUUCCAUUGUGUCUUGUCCAUUCUAGUGUAUUGUGACAGUGAAGUUCACAUUGUUACAACAUAGAUUUCCAACAACUGCGGAUGUAGUUUAACUUCUGAGUGCAUCCAAACAGUAAUCCAAAAUCAGUCAAGCCGCAUAGCUUAGUAGAUUUGUUUUGUUAGGGGGUGGGGCUUGGUUUGAAAAAAAUCGUGUUUCUGGGAACAUUUGUUAUAUGAAGUUGCAUUUUGAUCGUUUUUUUUUUUUUUAAACCCACUGAUUUCAUGACUGCGGUGAGGCUAGAGGUCCUUGUCUUGUAAUGCUAUGCAGUCCGAAAACAAAAUCUUAUUAGAAAAAAUAGAAUCAGAAUCAACUGAUUCAUUUUCACUGUUGUGAUUUUUUAUCUUUUUACUUCCCAGAUCUUUGCUUUGUUUUUUACUAGAGGUCUUAAAGAUAAAUUCAACGUUGUCACCAUGCUGCUUGCACUGCCUGAGUAGGUAGGUGGGCUUUGGUCAACUGUCAAGCUGAGCAUCUGAGUUAGUCUCCUUCCAACUAAAGGUAUUUCACACUAACCAUACUCUGAAAUCUUAUUGUGGGUUUAGCUAGUUCCUUGUCUUUUAUGUAGCAGUUCCUUACUUCAGUAAAUGCAUUAAAGGGUACAGAGGUGAUGUUGGAUACUCUAAGUAGGACGUUAAGGUUACUGAAACCACAUGGCUAGACUGAAAAUAUGGCUGUAAUGAAAUGGCUUUUCUGAGUUUCCAGGUCACUGAUAUUGGCCAUUCCAACCUUUACAUUAUUUUCAAAGCGAUGAUAUGUAGCACAGUAAUUAACAUCUUAAACUCAUGUGCAUGAACAAGAAGUUCCUUGUUUUGUUUUUUUGUGAGGCUGGGAUGUGUUGUGUCCUAAUUAAGAGACCUCAGUUAUUCUCUCUUGUUUUCUCUUCUUUGGAUUCAAAUAAAAUUUUGAAGUGUGAAAGUUAA
Molecule: messenger RNA, 2905 nt
Organism: Girardinichthys multiradiatus
Lineage: Eukaryota; Metazoa; Chordata; Actinopteri; Cyprinodontiformes; Goodeidae
Product: RNA-binding protein 4.1-like
Exons: 3
Coding region: 243-1496 (417 amino acids)
Biological process (GO): mRNA splicing, via spliceosome
Cellular component (GO): nuclear speck
Molecular function (GO): mRNA binding; zinc ion binding
Source: RefSeq, a predicted model, not a curated record